Messenger RNA from Saxophila tyrrhenica, 549 nucleotides. RefSeq lists its product as uncharacterized. The transcript is spliced from 2 exons. NCBI's taxonomy places the organism in Eukaryota, Fungi, Ascomycota, Dothideomycetes, Mycosphaerellales, Extremaceae. The record is from RefSeq and is a predicted model, not a curated record. Gene Ontology annotation, cellular component: membrane. Gene Ontology annotation, biological process: transmembrane transport. Gene Ontology annotation, molecular function: transmembrane transporter activity. Bases 1 to 549 code for a protein of 182 amino acids.
AUGCCGCAGUUUAUCCUAGAAGGCAUCCUGACCGUCGUCGUCGGCGUCCUCGCAUAUGGCUUCAUCGUCAACUAUCCCGACUCUGCCGCCUUCCUGAAACCUAAAGAACGAGUCUUCAUCCACAAGCGUCUUGCCGCAGACGGCGAUGCCUCGGAGAACGAAGGCUUCACCUGGGGCAAUGUUCGAGCCGCUCUGGCGGAUCCAAAGUGCUGGCUCUAUUGUUUCGGCUUCGAUUUCAUGUCGUUGCCGCUGUACACGCUGAGUUUGUUCUUGCCGACGAUUAUUGCGGAUCUUGGAUACAGUGCAGUAUCUGCCCAACUUCUGACAAUCCCUCCAUACGCCCUUGCGACCAUCCUCACCACAGUCGUGGCCUGGGUGAGCGAGCGUGUUGGUCGACGAGCUCCAUUCCUCAUUGCUUCUGCCUUGACAGCUUCCAUCGGCUACUGCAUCUUGCUGGCACCACAAACCCUACAGCGCGGCCGGGAGUGUCCUACUUGGGGACAUUCUUCGCAGCCGCUGGUAUCUAUCCAACCACUGGACUUGUGCUAA